Molecule: messenger RNA, 1638 nt
Organism: Trypanosoma cruzi
Lineage: Eukaryota; Euglenozoa; Kinetoplastea; Trypanosomatida; Trypanosomatidae
Exons: 1
Coding region: 1-1638 (545 amino acids)
Biological process (GO): mRNA splicing, via spliceosome
Cellular component (GO): U4/U6 x U5 tri-snRNP complex
Source: RefSeq, a predicted model, not a curated record
AUGGCGUCGAAGAAACCGCGGCAUCGGCCAAUCAGCAUCGACGAUGACGCAGACAUUGACUUUUCUGCAGUGACGAAGAAGGCAGCCCCGGCGAGGCCCGCCGUUCCUCCCACACUACUGCAGUGCACGGUGACAGACACGGCACAGAAACAAAAGGAGACAGCAGUGGUGCUGCAGGCAGUGGACCCAAGACUCAACUCACAGACACAUCGAGUUGCUGCACGCCGUCGUGUUGGCUUCGGUGGCGCCCCGGCGAUCCCACCAGUGUUUAAUUCAACAGCCCCACUUGCUGCCACUGGCAUGACAGCGUCUGGCGUCACGAGUAACAAUAGUGGUGGCACCGAUGAUGCCAAAAGAAGUAAGGAGCUGCUGGACGCCUUCUGGCGCGAAGAUGCGGCGCGGAAGGAGGAGGAGUCAUGCCAGACAAGACGUGAAACAUACGAGCAGCGGCUGCGAGCCCUUUGGCACGGCGAAGUUAUUACUUCGGAGGAGACCUUGAACGCAGGACGUGUUGACGCCGCGCCGCUCCAAAAAUAUUUCUUGCUGGAUCAAUUCUUUGAAGAUGGUGUUCCCGACGUGGAGCCGUGGGACCUCUGGGCGCUCUCCAUGCCACGUUAUGGAGCGGCAAACUUGGCUGCAGGGCCCCUCGAUCGUGUGCAUCACCCCGUGCUACCCGGGACACACUACUCACAGCACUACCAGCACCGAGCAGAAGAAAGACCGGUUGAGGUAAAGUUGAUGAAGACUCGGGAGGAGUUACGUGCGGAGCGUCGGGAGCGACUACGCAAGGAGAAGGAAGUUCGUGAUUACGCGAAGAAAGUUGCUCACCAGGAGCAACGAAACGAGGCGCAGUUCGGCGGCGAACUUACGGCCGCAUCGCUCGGUUCCACGGCGAAGGAUCGUCUCACCAACAACAACCUUCGCCUCAAUCUUUUUAGUGACAGCGUGAUGAAUCCACUGAGCACGGAGAAUAAAGUUUUUUCACAGUACCAAGAACGAUUUCUUGAACACCAACGCCGUAAUCACGAACGUCAUGUGGCGGCAAUUCCGCAGCAGGUUGAAAAGCGCAAGCGUGACCUCAAACGGCACUCUGAGGAACGGCCAGUCUUUAGAGUCUAUCGCAUUUACCCCAUUUUUACCCCUGCACAUCUUGGGAAGCUGCGAAACUUUGCAAAUGAUGGUCUGUUGCGUGGUUUUAUCCUUUGGGUGUGCCGGUGCGAUGCAUUGGUGGUGUUGACAGGUGGGGAGGUUGCGGUGCGGCAUUUGGAACGUUGGAUUUUGGAGAAAAUGAGGUGGGAAUCUUCUGAGACGGUUGCUGUUCGGUUGGUGACAUGUCCACUGCAGGACGCCACGACGUUUUCAUUUGUAUCAGAGAAAAGUCGAAAACGUGGAAGUCAUCCAGCACGGACGAGGGAGAAGGAGGAAGAGGGGAAGGAGGGCGAUAAGAAGAGGGUGAAUAGGGAUGAGAAGAAGAGAGAGGAUGGCACCGAGCACGUCUACAUGAACUUUGUGGAUAGUGUGCAGGAGGGUGAGAGUUUUAUGCGCUCCAUGCCAACUGAAGGGCCGUGGCGUGAUCUCUCGCACAUUUGGCGUGCCGCACUCGCACCUGGGGUUGGACGUAACACAAACUUGUCUUGA